AUGGUGAUGGAGCUAAUUAGUGGAGCCACCCUCUUCUUGGUUUCUCUCAUCUCAGUGGUGAUUCUAGUUUCCUUGCUUAGCCGCAAACUAUCACCAAGUUCCAAGAAGCGGCGGCCUCCCGGCCCAUGGCGUCUGCCCUUGAUCGGAAACCUCCACCAGAUCCUCACGCCAAAGCUGCCGGUCGUCCUCCGGGACCUGGCCAAGAAGCACGGGCCGGUGAUGGGCCUCCGGCUGGGCCAGGUCGACGCCGUGGUGGUCUCCUCACCGGCGGCGGCGCAGGAGGUGCUCCGGGACAAGGACCUCGCAUUCGCGUCGCGGCCGAGCAUCCUCAUGUCGGAGAUCAGUCUCUACGGAAACCUCGACGUCGCCUUCGCGCCGUACGGCGCGUACUGGCGGGCGCUGCGCAAGAUCUGCGCGGCGGAGCUGCUGAGCGAGCGGAAGGUCAGGCAGUUUUCUCCGGUGAGGGACAAGGAGACCAUGUCCCUCGUCAGCAACGUUCGCGAGGCGAGCAGGGGCGGCCAGCCGUUCGACCUCCGCAGGCUGCUCGUGCUGUGCUCGAAUUCGGUAACCGGGAAGACGGCGUUCGGGGAGAUGUGCAGCUCCGAGCUCCAGGAGCAGUUCUGGCGGUGA
Triticum turgidum subsp. durum (durum wheat) is the source of this 630-nucleotide messenger RNA. NCBI's taxonomy places the organism in Eukaryota, Viridiplantae, Streptophyta, Magnoliopsida, Poales, Poaceae. The record is from the annotation of a GenBank genome assembly.